Molecule: messenger RNA, 1503 nt
Organism: Tribolium madens (black flour beetle)
Lineage: Eukaryota; Metazoa; Arthropoda; Insecta; Coleoptera; Tenebrionidae
Product: fructose-bisphosphate aldolase-like
Exons: 3
Coding region: 175-1269 (364 amino acids)
Biological process (GO): fructose 1,6-bisphosphate metabolic process; glycolytic process
Cellular component (GO): cytosol
Molecular function (GO): fructose-bisphosphate aldolase activity
Source: RefSeq, a predicted model, not a curated record
CUUUGCCUCGUGCUAUAAAAGAAAACGACGUGUCUCGUCGUGACGUUAUCGACGUACUUUUCGACUCGUAGACGACCUUUAUCGUCCUCUGUGUGAAUUUUUCAGUUACACCCCGACGUUGUUAGUGACAACAUUUAUCGACAAUUUGUUUAUCAAAGCGAUAAAGUUUUCAAAAUGGCCACCCAUUUCAACUACCCCGAUCCCGCCCUCCAGGACGAACUCCGUAAAAUCGCAAAUGCGAUCGUGGCCCCCGGAAAGGGGAUCCUCGCCGCUGAUGAAUCUGUGGGUACGAUGGGAAAGCGUUUAGCCGACAUUGGCUUGGAAAAUACUGAAGAAAAUCGAAGGAAAUACCGCCAAUUGCUUUUCACAACCGAUAAAACAAUCGGUGAUUACAUUUCCGGUGUAAUCCUCUUCCAUGAGACUCUCUACCAAAAAGCCGACGAUGGUACCCCAUUCCCCGAACUACUGAAACAAAGAGGGAUUAUUCCCGGGAUUAAAGUGGACACAGGAGUAGUCCCAUUGUUCGGCUCCCAGGACGAGUGCACAACUCAAGGAUUAGACGAUUUGGGCAAACGUUGUGCCCAAUACAAGAAAGAUGGCUGCCAUUUUGCAAAAUGGCGGUGCGUCCUCAAGAUCAAGGACCACACUCCUAGCUAUCAAGCGUGUCUUGAAAACGCCAAUGUCCUUGCGAGAUAUGCCUCGAUUUGUCAGGAGAACCGCAUUGUCCCCAUUGUGGAGCCCGAGAUCCUCCCCGACGGCACCCACGACCUCGAACGCUGCCAAAAAGUCACCGAGACGGUCCUGGCGUUCGUCUACAAGGCCCUCAACGACCACAACGUCUUCCUCGAGGGGACCCUCCUCAAACCGAACAUGGUCACAGGGGGGCAGAGUCACCCUGUUAAGUUUUCACCCGAGCAAAUCGGGAAGGCUACCGUGACGGCGCUUUCGCGUACUGUGCCCCCAGCCGUCCCCGGAAUCGUCUUCUUGUCAGGGGGGCAGACCGAGGAGGAGGCUACUGUUAAUCUCGACGCGAUUAAUAAAUUCCAGGGGAAGAAACCGUGGGUUUUGAGCUUCAGUUAUGGGAGGGCGCUCCAAGCGUCCGUUUUGAGGGCUUGGGGAGGAAAAGAUGCCAACGUACCAGCUGGCCAAAACGAGUUGAUGAAGAGGGCAAAGGCGAAUAGUGAGGCGUCUUUGGGGAAAUAUGUAGCGGGGAGUGUGCAAGGACAAGCCGCCGAUCAAGGGUUGUUUGUUAAGAAUCAUGCCUAUUAAGGGGUCUCGUUUUAUUACAUACAUUUAUAUAGAAAUAAAAAUGGAGUUGUUAUUAGAUAUUGUUGUCGAUUUAUAAUGUCAUUUUUUAUUUAUAUCGUGGUUGUAGAUUUUAAAGAACUGAAAUCAUCGCCAUCUUCUGAUUUUAGCAUCAUGUAGAGGUUUAUUAUUUUAUGGAAAUGUACCACAUCGGUGGAUAUUUUAUGUAAUAUUGUGUACAGUAAAAAUUUAUAGUAA